Gymnodraco acuticeps is the source of this 3264-nucleotide messenger RNA. RefSeq names its product glycine receptor subunit beta-like. Gene Ontology annotation, cellular component: postsynaptic membrane; neuron projection; synapse. Gene Ontology annotation, biological process: regulation of membrane potential; signal transduction; chloride transmembrane transport. The record is from RefSeq and is a predicted model, not a curated record. Lineage: Eukaryota; Metazoa; Chordata; Actinopteri; Perciformes; Bathydraconidae. Gene Ontology annotation, molecular function: transmembrane signaling receptor activity; neurotransmitter receptor activity; extracellularly glycine-gated chloride channel activity.
GUAUCCCAGUUGAGUCGAGGGUGAAUAUCUUCAUCAACAGCUUUGGGUCCAUCCAGGAGACCACUAUGGACUACAGAGUGAACAUAUUUCUUCGCCAGAGAUGGAAUGACCCCCGCCUACGACUUCCUACUGACUUUAAGAGUGACUCACUGACUAUUGACCCAGCAAUGUUCCAGUGUUUGUGGAAGCCAGACCUUUUCUUUGCCAAUGAGAAAAACGCAAAUUUCCACGAUGUCACACAGGACAACAUUCUACUCUUUAUUUUCAGGAAUGGAGAUGUCUUAGUCAGUAUGAGGCUGUCAGUUACAAUGUCUUGUCCCUUGGAUCUCCGACUUUUCCCAAUGGACACACAGCGUUGCAAGAUGCAGCUAGAGAGCUUUGGAUAUACCACCAGUGAUCUUGUGUUCAUGUGGCAGUCUGACCCAGUUCAGAUGGAUGAGAUUGCUCUCCCUCAGUUUGACAUCAAACAAGAAGACAUCAUAUAUGGAAACUGCACAAAAUACUACCAAGGAACAGGAUACUACACCUGCGUUGAAGUGAUUUUUACAUUGCGUAGGCAGGUUGGUUUCUACUUGAUGGGGGUUUAUGCUCCAACUCUGUUGAUUGUCGUUUUGUCCUGGUUAUCAUUCUGGAUCAACCCUGAUGCCUCCGCUGCAAGGGUGCCAUUGGGUAUUUUAUCAGUACUCUCUCUGUCCAGUGAGAGUAUGCUUUUGGCGUCAGAACUACCAAAGGUUUCCUACGUUAAAGCCAUUGACAUCUGGCUCAUUGCUUGUCUACUUUUUGGGUUUUCAUCACUGGUGGAAUAUGCUGUGGUGCAGGUGAUGCUUAACAGUCCCAAACGGAUUGAAGAGGAGAAAGCCAAAAUGGCCACAAAGGAGAAAGCUCUGCAAGAGAAAGAAGGAAAAAAGCCUUCAAAUAAAACAAAUAACACAGUCAAUGGAACUGGUGGAACACCUAUACAUGUCAACACUCUGCAGCAGUGCCUGCCCUCAUCCCCGAAAACGAGUUCGAAUUUGGAACUGACACAAAUUGGCAGGAAAAUACAUGGUUCUGUUGGAGAGUUCGGGCAAGAUUAACCUGAGCAAUGACCGUUCAGAGUACAGCAAAUAGAAGAAAGUUGUCACAGAAGCAGUGGAGCCAAGAACGCAACCACACAUGUCAGGCAACAUUAACCAGGCACAUAUGUGACAGACUAUUUUUUUUUCGACCAUGCACCGUUUUCUACCAUUGGCCAUUUUGAACAGCGGCCCAGGAAUUUUUUUGUAUACUAACUCUUAUGUUAAAAUCAAACCCACACAUCUCAACUUUGUGACUUCUCCUAAAAUGUGUAUAUUUAUCAUCUAGUGAAUUUUGGAGGGGUGUGGGAGGAAGAGACUUUGUUUAGCAUUUAUACCUAGAACUGCCAAACGGGGUCAUUUUGACCCUUAUGUAAACAAAUGCAUAUGCUAUUCUAUAUUUUGAUAAGCAGGCAGUCAUAUUAUUAUUUAGAACUAGCUAGAUCUGAUCGAUAUGGACAUAAAUGCGAGUGAUGUAUAAUCGGUUGCGAGAGACAGAGCUUAGUGAACACGUUGUCUUUUCAGACUGUCACAAAUAAGAUCAUAGUGAAAAAAUGCCUAUAAUAUGACAAUAUAGUUUAAACAGACAAUGCCAAAAUGAAAGCAACAUUAGUUAGUGAUACAUUUGACAUGAAUGUGUAUAACAAAUAUGCUAAUAUCACCCAUGUAAGACACACUUUUUGCUGUGGGACGUUGCCAAACGUACAUUAAAACUCAACAAAAACAUUCAUGAAUGGGGAAAUACAGUGAAGGAAAUACAUAUCUGAUCCCUUGCAGAUCUUGUAAGUUUGCCCACUUACAAAGAAAUUAACAGCAUAUCAUUGCAAUGGUAGGGUAGGUUUAUUUUAACAGUGAGAGUAAGAAUAUCAAAAACUAAAUCCAGAAAUUGACUUGCAAUUAACUGUGGGAAAUAAGUACUUGAUCCCCUUGCAAAACAUGCCUUAGUACUUGGUGGAGAAACCCUUGUUGGACACACAGAGGUCAGACGCUUGUAGUUGGUCUCCAGGUUUGUGCACAUCUUAGGAAGGAUUUUGGUCCACUCCUCUCUGAAGAUGCUCUCCAAAUCCUGAAGGUUUUGAGGCUGAUGCUUGGCAUCUGGAAGCUUCAGCUCCCUCCACAGAUUUUCCAUUAUGGUGUGUAGUGUGUUACGAAUAGUUUUCUUGGUGCCUGUGCUCCCAGCUGUCUUGAGAUCAUUAACAAGUUCCUUCGUGUAGUUCUUCCCUCACCUUUCUCAUGAUCAUCAUACCCCACGGGGCCAGAUCUUGUGUGGAGCCCCAGACCGAGGGCGACUGAUGCUCAUUUUGUGGUUCUUCCAUUUCUGAAUAAUCGCACCAACAGUUGUCUCCUUCUCACCAAGCUGCUUUCUGAUGGUCUUGUAGCCAAUCCCAGCCUGGUGCAGGUCUACAGUCUGGUCCCUGAGGUCCUUAGACAGCUCUUUAGUCUGGCCCAUGGUGGAGAGGUUGGAAGCUGAUUGAUUGAUUCUGUGGACAGGUGUCUUUUAUACAGGUAACAAGUUGAUAUUAGGAGUACUUUCUUAAAGGAAGAGGACUUAUGUAACCGGUCUGUGGGAGACUUGUUGGUGUUUGCAAGGCGAUCAAAUACUUAUUUCCCACAAUUAAAUGCAAAUUAAUUCAUAUCUCUUAUAUGAUGUACAUUUCUGGAGGUUCUUUUUGAUAUUCUGUCUCUCAUGAGUCAAAUAAACCUACCAUUACAAUUAUAGACUGUUCAUUUAUUUGUAAGUGGGUAAACUUACAAAAUCGGCAAGGGAUCAACUAAUAAUUUCCUCCACUGUAUCAGGCGACAUUGCUUGUGUGGCAAUCAGACAGUGGAUUACAACAUUUAAGCGGGACCUGCCGUCCAAACAGUAGAGUAGGCUGAACACCGGCAUAACGCUCCAAAGUUCAGCAAAUGCUGCUGAUUUAUAUUUGCCAUUUCAUUCUGGAAAACAUUAUAAAGAUGGAAAAAUUGUUUCAAUCUGAGUUCGUAAGCAUAUAAUCAACAUAAGCACAGCUCCAAUGCAAUUUGCCUUUGUUAAUGCUGGCAUUGCUGAGAAAUGCAGUGACGUGAACAUCGCCUCCAGGGCUCUCGUUGGUGAAAAAGCAAACGGUUGUUUUAGCUAAUGCAACAACUGUAAAACAAACUGUAGCGCCGACUGCACUGACCUAUAACGGUACUCAUUUGAGUGGAAAAAGGGUAAAUUAGUCACUAU